UUCAACUUCUGGUGUCCUCUUCGUUACUGGUUAAUGUGGAUCAUGUGAUCGCUGAGGUGACAUGUAUCAUUCCUAUCCUUUUUGUUUUCCUCUGUGUUUUAUUGAAUUAUAAAAUGGCGAACUAUUGUACAAUAUUAAGUAUUAGUCUGGGUUUUGUUAUAACUUUAACACAGCAUGUUAUAUAUAGUAAAGAAUGCUACGUGUGUAGAAGUCAUGCAGACGGUCAGUAUUAUCCACAUUGUCCCAUGGAGGGUAAUGUUAAUCCACAGAUAACAUGGAAAGAAAAUUGUACUGGACAUUGUUUUACGAGAACGGAUGAUCUUGAUAAAGAACUGGUGUACAGAGGCUGUGUAGACUCACAAUGGGGAUUACCCGACCCCCUUCCCCCUGAUGGAUGUUAUACAUAUUAUUUGGAAGUUUGGUGUGUCUGUGGUACUAACCUGUGUAACGGUGUAGCUUUAGGUAAACCAAAGGAUGUUGAAUUUGAUGCACAUAUUCCAAAGAAAAAGAAGGAAGUAACAGACGGCAGUUCAUCACAAUUUGUUGGGAUUGUUUUUGUUUCGAUAAUAAGCCUUGCAGCGAUUCUCACCAUAAAUUGUUGACAUUCACUUUCCAAUCUCGAUAUUGGCACAGUGUUGAUAUUUUAGUUAUAUUUGAAGAUCAGUGUGCUUUCAUUCCAGGAUAUUUUGUGAUCUCAUUUUUUAAUGGGGAGAUACAUUUUGGGCAAUUUUAUUUGUGCUUUUGUUUAAUUAUUGUCAUUCCAAUAUGGUUUUUUUUGUUGUUGUAAGCUAAAUUAUGAAUGAUUCGACAAUGCCUCAGGCAUAAUGCCCAAGCAUUAAUGUCCAAAUAGAGAUAUUUUCUAGGUCAUUUUUAAUGCAGAAAUAUACUACUGUCACCUGUGCCCGCUGGUCUCUUCACAUUUCUUAUGGACACAUUUCAGUGGAUUAUUUGUGCGUCGUUAGUGAUUGCUCAUGGGACAUGGAAAUCAGUUAAUCUCGUUAAAAUAUAACUUAAUCUUCCCAUGUGUAUUUGACUCUACACAUAAAAAAGGCUUGAAACAUAUCGUGGAAUUAUGCAUUAGAUUGUAUCGAAAUUCCGAAUUUGUACAUCUAGUCAGUUGAAAAUUUAAUUGUUUCUCUCCUUUUUUCCGUUCUUAUUAUUUAAUGCCUGUGAAUUUUCCAGUAUUGAGGUAGACACGGGGGAGGUGGAUAUGAGCUGGGAGCGGUCUAAUGUGUGCGCUUUAGAUCAAAAGAUCUGUCAUUGUUAUUUCGACCAAAGGCGUGUAGGUGGCGUGUGCGUGGGUUCAACAGCUUAAUCCCUUUCUCCUAGUUUCCGCAACUACCAAAGAUCUUUUUGUGGCAAAUUAUUUACUAAAGAUGUACCGUAUUUUAAUUCUGAAUUGACUGCAUUUGUAUUGAGUUGAGCCCACUAUAUCACAAUCAUCAAAUUAGUGCCUGUUUACGUCCUGAUCAUUCCGCCUCAAAAAUCCCAACUAUUCACCAAAACCUGACAGAAAAUGUAAUUUUAAAAACUCUUUUUUUUAUUCUAGACCAAAAAGUAAACACAAAAUGAAAUGCAAAGGGAGUGGGUGGGGAGAGAAAUGGAGAAUUGCUAAAAAUAAACGUACUACACUAGUCUCAGUCCAUAAUUAUGUACAUCACUCGAUUAGCCCCCCCUUUACACAGUCGGCUGCUGCUGAACUGACCCAGUUUGGUGACUCGAAAAAGCAAACAAAUCGUGAAACCACAUUUGGUGUAAGGUUUUAUCAUGGGACCCAACUAGCUCUGCGAAUGUUGUCAAAUCCAUCUAAAGUUGUUGUUGAUAGCACUCUAUCGUCUGUGUAAUUUAACGGUUCGUAUGUCAGCUUCACGGUUGAGUUAUUAACAUAUUGAAAAGAGGUCUAGCCUGUACCCCUUUACAAAAACGGGACAUUCAAGUGUAUAACGACAUAUAUCUCCGUUACUAGGUCAAAAACAGAGUAGCCAACAUUUUAGCCGUUAUUAUCACACACGAAGUUUGAACAAACCAUUGACAAGAGGGCGGGACCACGCCAGGAAAAUCCAGAUAUAGUUUCUCAGCCAACACUGGGAUCGAACAUUGGACCUCCAGCUUAUUCUCGAUUAAAGUGUAUAUGAACAUGAAAUGUUUACAGCUGAGUACAAUAAUUCUACCAGUUAUCAUAGCUCUUAUGGUAUACUUCCUGUAUACACCACUUCCUCCAGAUCUAAAACAGAAAUGGGCAAUACAAAAACAGUUUGCUAUGACUAAGAUAGGUUCUGUAAUCAUAUGUAUGGCAGAACAUUUAGAUUAUGGUAGCUACAUCAACAUAUCCAGAGCCGUAUUUGAUACAGUAGCCAGUGGGGCUUUAAAUCAGGAAAACGUCACGAUGACCGACGCCAUGUUUGGUAAAGUUCCGGUGACGAUAUUUAGACCUAGGACAGCUAAUGAUCUGUCUCCAGCGUUACUUUAUUUCCAUGGUGGAGGCUGGGUGUUUGCUUCUACAGCUGUGUUGGCAGGUGGUAUAGCUGAUAUAGCAGAAUGGUUGAAUGUUGUAGUAGUAUCUGUGGAUUAUAGGUUAGCACCAGAAAAUCCCUUUCCCGCACCAUUUGAUGAUUGUGUAACAGCUUCUGUACAUCUUUUACAUAAUGGACAUAGACUAGGUAUAGAUGUUAAUCAUAUAGGAGUAACAGGAGAUAGUGUGGGUGGAAAUUUGGCCGCAGCCGUGGCUCUGAGACUGUCAGAAGACACCACUCUACCUAAAUUAAAAUGCCAAAUCCUUAUAUAUCCCGUACUACAAGCCUUUGAUACGAAACUCACGUCGUACAUGGAAAAUAGUUACGAAUCCUUACACAGGGAAAGUAUAGGGAAGGCGUAUUUAUGGUAUCUUGGUAGAGAUGUGUUAAAGACAAGUGAACAAGCGAUCCUUUCCAACAACCAUCUUACACCGGCACUGAAAAAAUCAGUUUAUUAUAAAAGCCUUGUUCAUCAAAACUUAUUACCUAUGAAAUAUCGUAGAAAGGAUACCCCAGAUGAAACAGAUAAGAUAAAUAUGACUUUUGCUAAGUCACUGGAAACGUUACUUAUUAAUCCAUAUAUUUUCCCGCUCAUGGCUAAAGAUCUUUCAAAAAUGCCGCCAUCUUUGAUAAUUACGUCAGAAUAUGAUAUAUUAAGAGAUGAAGGUUUUAUGUUUGCCGAGAGAUUGAGACAGUGCGGUGUCAAAGUUCAGCAUAACAACAUGAACGCUGUUCAUGGUUUUUUCUUUCGACCCCCAAGAGAAACAUUCCGAUAUGACUCAAUGCUAGAUACGUUGAAUAUAAUGGCUAAAUAUUUUAAACAGCAACUCAAAUAGUACAAUGCUUAUUAUAUUUUAAAUAAUAAAUACUUAACAAAGAU
Messenger RNA from Patella vulgata (common limpet), 3393 nucleotides. Its product is annotated as arylacetamide deacetylase. The transcript has 11 exons. The record is from RefSeq and is a predicted model, not a curated record. The coding region runs from base 2132 to 3349 and encodes 405 amino acids. Lineage: Eukaryota; Metazoa; Mollusca; Gastropoda; Patellidae. Gene Ontology annotation, molecular function: carboxylic ester hydrolase activity. Gene Ontology annotation, cellular component: membrane.